This is a messenger RNA of Triticum dicoccoides, 959 nucleotides long. RefSeq lists its product as uncharacterized. The record is from RefSeq and is a predicted model, not a curated record. Bases 96 to 740 code for a protein of 214 amino acids. NCBI's taxonomy places the organism in Eukaryota, Viridiplantae, Streptophyta, Magnoliopsida, Poales, Poaceae. The transcript has 3 exons.
AGAUCAGUAGGAAUUGUCAAGUGGUUCAGGGCUUGAAGGCAUCCGGAAUUUGAGACCAAAGCAGUCUUGUUUCUCUGCAGCAGCCGACGCUGCUGAUGCCCGAGCCCCACCAAAUCCACCAACCCACGCCUCCAACCGAUCCAAACUCCGUUGCCUCCACGGCUGCAAAUGCCCGGCGCAAUCCGGCCCCGCUGCCGUUGCCGGAGAUCGCGGUGCCGCCAGUGCAGCCGAAGAUGAUCAUAAAGGGGAUGCUGGGCCGGUACGAGCGGUGGAACCCCGUGCACCCGACGGCGGGGGCCUUCUGGGGCGUCGGGCUGGGGUUCGGCUGCGGCGUCGGGUGGGGCCCGGGGUUUGGGCCCGAGGUCAUCGGCUACGUCGGCGCCGGAUGCGGCGUCGGCUUCAGCGUCGGCAUCACGCUCGCCGGUGUCGGCGUCGGGCUGCCACAGCACGGCAUCAUCAGGAACCACUACCACGGCGGCGGUUUUGCAAGCAAUGUCCCAUUCGAAUCAGCAAGGUUUUACCUCUUGACCAUGCUAAAAGGUAUGGUAUGGGAUGCCAUCAGUUAUGUGAGCAACGUCGCAGCUAUGAGGAAAGAAUCUCGACAGAAGCUUUUAAGAUGUCAGGAGAAUCCUCAAGUUUCAGGAGUUGAUCUGCCCAAGCUGGGGAAAGGAAUGUCCAGCAGCUUUCGAUCAACGAUGGAGUGUAUCAAGGCCUUCACAAAUCAGCAUUGGCCUCCAUAGGCAGCACCCAAGUAAACUGAAGAUUGAUAAACCGAGCUUUGUGUGCAAACCACCCAACCGGGAUCAAAGCCUGGGUGGUACCCCUUUCAGUGGGUGACAAUGGGGUAAUCGGAUGCAGGUGGCUCGUAUGGCGUCCACCACAGGGUUGACGUCCCUUUUAAUGGAAAAUUAAGGACUUGUACUUUAUGAAUAAGAACCCCCAUAGCACAUAUUUCCUUA